Molecule: messenger RNA, 6499 nt
Organism: Hemiscyllium ocellatum (epaulette shark)
Lineage: Eukaryota; Metazoa; Chordata; Chondrichthyes; Orectolobiformes; Hemiscylliidae
Gene: rps6kl1
Product: ribosomal protein S6 kinase-like 1
Exons: 11
Coding region: 480-3068 (862 amino acids)
Biological process (GO): protein phosphorylation
Molecular function (GO): protein kinase activity; ATP binding
Source: RefSeq, a predicted model, not a curated record
GGAAAAUGUGUUCAAGGAUGCCGGAGUUGGAGAUUGCUGGGCUGGAAAGCGGGUAAAUAUACCAGACGGGGAAAAAAAACAUCUAUUUUGUGUACUUGAGGGGGAAGGAGCGAGCUGGUCAGCAAUGAAGUCGGGUAGCAGGCAAAAACGAUACAGUUGUUGUUUGUUGUUACAUUGUAACCUGGCGCUUUGCUGAGUGAGAGAGUCUGCAGGUUGUAUUGGGGCAGUCGAGCCUCGGAGCCAGCGAUGUCUCCGCGACACCCACCCUCCAGGAAAAGGGGACACACAGCCCAUAUUUCAGCGGCCGGAAACACAUACCUCAUAAACCUUGCCCUGCCCCCCUCGAAUUCUGUUGAAAAACGAAAUCGAUUUCUUGAAUCCUCAAUCGUUAAGACUCGGCUGAUUGAUUUCAAUUUCGGCUGCAAUGGUGCUGAGCAGGACUGAGUACGAAAGAGCCUGUGUGCACUGAAACACUGACCAUGUACAGCCUCCCUGGAGGGAGGCCACCUGGACAAGAUGCUGAACCCUGCUCUCGUCCCCUGUCUCAGGCCCGUGUUUAUUUGGAGCAGAUCCGGAGCAGAGUGUCUCCCAGUAUCUCAGAGACCCAGCAAGCAACCAAAAGCACAACGACCAAAAGAGACUACCUUGUUGAUGCGGCGAAGCAGAUCCGCUUAGCCUUGGACAGAGAGGUUAAUGAGGAUUACGAGGCUGCGUUUAACUAUUACAAGAACGGUGUGGAUCUGCUCCUGAAGGGAGUGCAAGUUGAUCCAAACAAAGAGCGCCGUGAAGCUGUGAAACGAAAAACAACCCAGUAUUUGAAGCGAGCUGAGGAAAUAUUCAACUCUCACUUACAGGGAAGCUUAGGAAAUGGUACCGACGAUUCUGGGGGUUUCAGUAGCCUGAGGUUUCGGCCAAAUAGAAUUCUCAGUUCACCUGUAGAGAACCUGAAAACAUCCAAAGUCAUAGCAAUCAUUGACAAGGUGCUGUUGGUCCAGAACCCAACCACAAAGGAGCCCUUCAUAGUGAAAAGUCUACCCAAAUGUAGCCUGGUGAACCGUGAAUGUCCGACAAUAAUACCACAGGGUGUUCCAUUUAUGGUGCAACUCCUGCAGUAUUAUGUGAGUGAUGAUGCAGUCUUCCUUCACCUGGAGCAUGUGCCAGCAGGGAAGCUUUGGUCUCAGCUGCGUCACCUCCGUCUAUCUAUCACAGAAAAGGGUAUGGAAUUUCCAGAAUGCUCCAGUCCUUAUCACAAAACCAUUAAACUGAGAAACAGCUAUACUGCUCCCUCUCUCUCAUCCAUGUGCAGUGACAAUUCCAUACUUCCACCCAAUAGCAAGAAAGAAUGGCAAAGAGAGAUCAAGAAUGAAAUAAAUGAUGAAUGUGACAAGAAGUAUGAGUACAAUACUGAUAGCAUCAAUGAUGCAAAAUCAAGUACGCGUCAAGAAUCUGUGAACGACCAGGCAUCCUGCCAAGUAAAUUUCACAGACCAACUGAGCGCGCACAGUGCGAGUGCAAACAAGGCAAAAAUCUGGCAAGGAAAUGAUGGAAUUUCAAAGGGUUGCAUGGCAUUGAAUGGCUUGAGGGGGAGUGCUGAGGGGACAAGUUUACAAAUGGCGCAUCUGAUAUACAGCGAUGAUUUAACCUUUGACCUCAAUGUCUUGCUUCCAGAAAAGAAUGCGGAGUUGACUCCCAGCAGUAAAACUGCCAAUCAGGCCAUGACAAUAACUGUGGACCAUUUCAUGCAAAAAGACCUUCAGAGUGAAAAGAGUCAGCUUCUCUACCAGGAUAAGAUUUUACGGUCCCAUGAUUGUUUUUCAGAAAUCAAAAGCUCCAAUGAUGCAUUGAGCCCAAAGUCAUCAAAAACUCACCAAAGCCAAGCAGGUUCAGAUCUGCUGAAAGAAAAGGUUAUUUUGAUUCAUGAGAAGCCUCUGAAUGGAUCUAGUCCAGUUAGAAAUCCUGUUAGAGCCACCAGCUUGAACUUGAAGGCUAGCAGACGGCAAAGAGGUUCAUACCAAAUUACAGUCAAUCCUUUAGAUACCAUUGAGGAUAGUAGCAAAGUCACUGGUGUUGUGGAUAAUUCUGAGCUAGUCCUUGUAGGAGCAUCAUCUGUAAUGCCUGUAAGAAAUACUGCUGUCACAGUGUUGGGAAAGGGGCUGUCAGAGCAGAAGACUUCAGUGAGUGUACUCAGCCCCAUGCAACAACCUAAUACGCAUUUGAUAUCAUCUUUAAUUGAGCCUCCAGUAAAGGCAUUAACGUUGAAAGGUAUCUCAACUAAUGAAGUGGAAUUGUUGAACCACGAAGAUGAAAGUCCUGAGAGGAUUGACCAUCUAUUUAAACUUCCAAACCAAAUGUCAGUUCCUGAAACCUGCUGUGACCAUGAGGAUUGCAAUGCCAGAACUAUUUUGUGUAAAGGGUGCCUUCGCAAAGAUGAGAAUCGAAGGUGCUGUAACAGGAUUUUGGGCUUUUCUGCUCCUGACAAAGCAGAAGAUAGGGAGUUUGCAUCUCUUUCAACUCUGAAUUCAAAAGCUGAACCGCCUGAUCCAAAUCAAGCCACCUCUGGUCUGUCUGAGGAUCACAUUAGAAUCUGGGCAGCUGAGAUGGUUCUCGCCUUAGAAAGCUUACAUCAACAAGGAAUUGUAUGUCUGGAUCUAAAUCCAAGAAAUAUACUUGUGGACAAUGCAGGUCACAUUUGCCUCACUUACUUCGGCCAGUGGAGUGAAGUUGAAGUUCAAUGUAGUGCUAAAGCGAUAGAGGAUAUGUAUUGUGCACCAGAGGUUGGUGGGGUUGGAAGAGUAACAGAGGCCUGUGACUGGUGGAGCCUUGGAGCAUUGCUGUUUGAACUUCUAACUGGGAUGACCCUGUCUCAGUGCUACCCUUCCAGAAUCCAUCCUUACACCCAGCUCAAACUCCCGGACCAUCUCAGUCCUGCAGCAGUGUCACUUCUCCAACAGUUGUUGCAGUGGGAUUAUCGCUGCCGGCUUGGUUCUGGUGAGAAUGGAGCACAGGAGAUAAAAUCUCACUCCUUUUUCAGCACUGUCAACUGGACCAAGCUGAAUGCUUAUAGAUGAGGCGAUUUGCAGAAAAUCCUCUACCUAACAACAGAAACUCGGAAGGAGAACAGAGUGGACUUGGACAAUCAGGGAAUUGAUGCACCAAUGCUGACUCUUAAAGUUUCUGCAGCCAUGAGCAACAGCUGAAUGUAGCCAAGAUUGGAGGUCUGCAAGGCACAUUUAAGCCAGUUACACUAACACUAAAACUGGUCAUGGGUCCCUUCAGCUCACUGCAACAACGCCUGUGUUGGCAAAGAACCAAUCAGACAUUCUUCAGUGAAUUUUAAACCUCGAUGAAGUGACAUUAAUCAUUUUUGUGAUGAGAUAUACAUAGACAUAAAGGCUCUUCCUGGUUAAGGAACCCUUUUUAUCUGGUAGCCAGCUCCUAUUCGUCCAUAGGAAUCCCCUGACUCUCAAUUUUGUGGUUUAAUGUAUUCAUCUUUCUCUUUGCAUCUCUGUAGCAAAUAACCACUUUCUACACCAAAUGAUCAGAUUUGCUACUUCUCCUGAGCUCACAAAUACAGGCAGAGUUGGCAAUCCCCAACUGCCUUUGCCUGAAUUUCAAAAAUGUAUCAAGGUAUAUGAUGCUAAAACUAAAAUGGGGCCUAUUGAUUAAUUGGAUCAGUAGUGAAAUCUUGUCAGAACGUCUCUUGUUUCCCCCUGCUAUCAUGGAGAAGUAUCUGGCAGAGUGAGAUCAGACAUUUGGGAACUUCGAUGAGAAAAGGGUCCUGGGCAUGUACCUAUGUCCCACUAUCCCGUGAGGUCGCAUACUGAGCUUCCAAUAAUCCAGAGCUGCCGGACUGCUGUUUUCUAAAUAUCUUACAGAAUUUUAACAAAAAACAUUGAAGCAGUUUGAUUCAAAUGUGUCAGUGAAUGAGGAUCUGCAUUUUGAUAGCUAUUACAUGUCACUCCUCUGGAAAGCAAGCCCCUCUACCCCCGAAGUAUUACUAAAGAUUCUUAAUACACAGAAUUCCCCACUUUACUAGCCCCAGGUUGACAGAAUAGAACUCUACAUUUAACAAAGAUUACUAUCUGUAAUGAAUAAAUGGGUAAAUAAUUGUGAGCUAUUUGCAUAUGACACAACUAGUUGAAAUUCUAAACCCUUUACAAACUCCCCUUCUACACAUGCAUGUGGGCAGAAACAACAUGUAUGUUAUGGGCAGGGAGAGAAGACUUGGAAGACAGGGUUUAUUGUGAUUCCUUUGGCUUACCAAGAUGUCGUAAUCCUUGAUUCUCCUUUGGCACCUGAUAGCAACAAGACACAAGGUGUGUAGGUUCACAUGCUUUAACUCUCAGGUUUACUAGUUAAGAGCCACUGCUUACAAAAACUGCUAAGGGAAAAGUAAACUAGUGACCUUGAGGCUCGAGAUGUUUUAAACUACAUCUUUUGCUUCUCACCUUAAACCUAUGCCGUCUAAUUUUCAACUCUCUUAUCCUGAGGAAAAGGCCUUGGCUAUUCACACUAUCCAUGCCCCUCAUCGUUUUGUAAACUUUUGUUGGAUCACCCCUCAGUGUCUGAUACAGAAAACCGGACGAUCGGGGAAUUUGCGUACCUAUGCUGACUCUUAACAAUUUUCGCAGCCAUGAGCAACAGCAGAAUGUAGCUAAGACUGGAUAUCUACAAGGCACAUUUAAGCCAGUUACACUAAGACUAAUCAGCCUCUCCCCAUAGCUCAAACCCUCCACAUCCAGUCCUUGCAACAUUCUCGUUAGUCUUUUCUGAAUCUUUCGAGUUGCACCACAUCUUUCCAGGGAGACCGGAAUUGCACACACAAUUCCAAAAGUGGCCUAAUCAAUAUCCUGUCCAACCUCAAUAUGACCUACCAACUGCUAUACUCAAUGCACAGACCAAUAAAGGCAAGUGUACCGAACAUCACCUUCACUACUCUGUCUACUUGUAACUUCACUUUCAAGUGACUAAUAAUCUGCAUUCCAAGGGCUCUUUGUUCAGCAGUACUCCCUAGGACAUUACGAUUAAGUGUAAAUCAGAAAAAGCAAGGUCCCAACACUGAUCGCUGGGGAGCACUGUUUUCAACUAGUCUUCAAUCUGAGAAAAGCUAACCAACCUGCCAUGUGGCACUGUAGCAAAUGCUUUCUGAAAGUUCAGCUAUACAACAUCCCCAGCGCUACCAUCACCCCUUCAAAGAGCACAAUUAAAUUUGGCAGAGAUGAGCUGCCCUUGACAAAGCCCCAUGUUGACUGUCUGAUAUUAACUUCUUUUUCCCAAGUCGUUUCAGUUACCUGGGACCCAAUCAUAUAGUUGUUGGCAGGCCUUUGUCAUCAAUAACCAGUCACAAGUCCAUUGACCAAUCAGGUACUUAUUACCAGCGAAAGCUCCUUUUGUACACACUCUGAUUCCAGUUCAACCGAAAAUUAAACUUUCACUACUGCUUGAAGUAGGUUUUUUUCAACUUGUUCAGAGAUGUUGUGAGCUGUAUUGAACCCAGGCCUGCUGGCUGAGAGGUAGGGACAUGACCACUGUAUCACAAGAGUCCAAGAAGUAGUUGUGUAAACACUACUUACAAUCGGUGUCAGAUUGCUUUUUUUUAAAGAACUGCAGCAAUCUCUUUGCAUUUUACACCAGUUCUUUUCUCUUUCCAGUCCACAAUUGUAAACAAAGAAAAAGAAAUAAGAUGGUCUUUACACGCCUACUGGUUCUGAGCCAUUACAGAAGUUAGUCUCUUACAUCUGUAAGUGUGCAAACCUGUGGUUAAAGCUUUUACUCCUUUCAGGACUUGGAUUGCUCUGCUUAGUCAGCUGUUUGAACAGAUGAAGAUAGUUGUUAUUGACAACUUCAAUCUGAGUGACUUUCCUUUUCUAGCCUUCCAAUUCCAUGUUCUCUGUCCUUUUUUCAGAACAAGUGAAACCAUCUUUUGCUUUAAAGUACAGACAGGACAGGAUUCGGUACAAUGAUUUUACCUGAUUUUUGUAAUGUCUCCCAAUAAAACUAUAUCAUAGGGCUGGUUAAUCUGAUAUAAAUGUAUUGUUCUGGAGUCUUACUGGCUACUGAAAUAGGGAAUAAUUCACUUAAUGCCUGGUAUGCUAAUGGUGCAUGUAUUCUAUCCUGGUGUUUGCUGCAACAUGCUGUCUGCUGCAGUGAUUCCAUGUUUAGCAUCAUGGUAUAAGUAAUUUUCAUUGUAAAGUAUUCACAGUUCUGUCUCUGGAGCUUGGUAUCCAUUGUGGAAAACUCAUGGGUGAGGAGGAGUGAAUAGAGCGGCUGGGCAAAUGGUUAAGUGACCAUCUGUCUGUCUACCUCCAGUUGCAAGCAGUCAUUAGUUGAACUUCCUGCAUCUCUUCUUCUGUUUAUUUUAGCUAAAUGCCCAUGUUUUGCUCAUUAGUCAAAAGUCUAUGCCUCAUUGUUAACUGUGCAAUGCACAGUACAGCUAAAUUUAUUACUGCUUUCUGUUAAAAUGUCAAAAGCUAAUUAUUGUUGCUGAAGAACAUUUGUA